Molecule: messenger RNA, 1644 nt
Organism: Electrophorus electricus (electric eel)
Lineage: Eukaryota; Metazoa; Chordata; Actinopteri; Gymnotiformes; Gymnotidae
Source: RefSeq, a predicted model, not a curated record
AGUAGCCAACCGCGAGCAUCCCUUAGAACCGAAUGUGGAACGCAUAAAAUCAGGAUCGUGACUUGUCCUGCGCCGGGCUCCGGAGCUGAAGCUAGCAGUCAGGCACUCGUCACAGCCAUGACAGGGGCUCACAGACCAGAGCGGUGUAGACAGGGUCCCGCGCUUCCUCGAGCUUCCGUCAGAACGCCAGAGUGAAGCUGUCCCGAAGAACACCUCCACGCGAGAACGACGAGAGUCACGGAGAGCGACAACAUGGCGAACGAAUAUGAAAUGGAGACCGACGCCCUCGUGAGGUCACAGAAAUGAGCAGCCAGGUCACCAGAGUCUUGAGCGCAGCACUAGUGAAUGUUGUGUCCAAAUUGCACCGGUGCUAUGACUUUAGAUGCAAGUGAGCAGGACUGGACUGCUGCGAUCAGAGCAAUGUGCUUUAAAUAAGCUCGUGCCAUUGGCCAGCCGGCCGGCCGCGUGCGAUUGUCGGGCGGGUGGGCCAGUGGCGAGAUGUUCUCAAAGGUGUCGUGUCUGUACCUGCUCACCGUGCUCUGCUGGGCCAGCGCGCUGUGGUACCUGAGCGGCUCACGGCCAUCCACCCCCCACAUGGGCCAUAUGUCCAUCCCUGCCCGACGCCAGGCAGCACGGACGGCCUUCAACGGCACGUUCGCCAACAUCCGCACACGUGCGCUGAACCCCCACGCCUACCGCUUCCUGAUCAACGAGCCAGGCAAGUGCGAGGGUGCCGCCCCCUUCCUGCUCGUCCUGGUCAGCAGCGACCACAAGGAGUUUGACGCACGGCAGGCGAUCCGCGAGACGUGGGGCGAGCAGGAGACAUACGGCGAGGCGGCGCGCCUUGUCACGCUCUUCCUCCUCGGCCACAGCGCAGAGCCCGUGCUCAACCGCAUGGUGGAGCAGGAGAGUCAGGUGUUCCACGACAUCAUCGCGGAGGACUUCGAGGACUCCUACCACAACCUGACGCUCAAGACCAUGAUGGGCAUGCGCUGGGCAUCGUCCUUCUGCCCCAACGCCCGUUACGUCAUGAAGACCGACAGCGACAUCUUCGUCAACAUGGACAACCUGGUGCUGAACCUCCUCCGGCCCGACGCCAAACCCAGGCGCCGCUUCUUCACGGGUCACGUGAUCAACGGUGGACCCAUCCGCGACACACGCAGCAAGUGGUACAUGUCUCGCGAGCUGUACCCCGAGAGCAAGUACCCGCCCUUCUGCUCCGGCACGGGCUACGUCUUCUCAGGGGACAUGGCCGAGCUCAUCUACAAGACGUCCCUCCACACGCGCCUCCUCCACCUGGAGGACGUAUACGUGGGCCUGUGUCUGCGCAAGCUGGGCAUCCACCCCGUCCAGAACAGCGGCUUCAACCACUGGAAGAUGAGCUACAGCCUGUGCCGCUACCGCCGCGUGCUCACUGUGCACCAGAUCUCGCCUGAGGAGAUGCACCGGAUAUGGAACGAUAUGGCCAGCAAGAAGCACCUCAAGUGCUAGUGAAAGGCCCCAGAAACAGACACUGCUGUUCCCCCGACCACUGACAGGAAGGGGCUUCUGUGGUCUGGGAGCUCACAGUGCUACUAUGGCAGAGCGAGUCAGAUGUUUGAGUUCCCUAGUAGUUCUGUAGUAAAGCUCAGAGCCUUUGUGUAU